This is a messenger RNA of Chelonia mydas (Green sea turtle), 2196 nucleotides long. It is a transcript of the gene GIPC3, whose product is annotated as GIPC PDZ domain containing family member 3. The record is from RefSeq and is a predicted model, not a curated record. Lineage: Eukaryota; Metazoa; Chordata; Testudines; Cheloniidae. Gene Ontology annotation, molecular function: protein binding. The transcript has 7 exons. Bases 565 to 1572 code for a protein of 335 amino acids.
GUUUUGCAAAGAGCUCAGCUGCUGCUCUCCCGUCCAAGAGGAAAUCCCAGCGCUGGACCAGAGACGCCGCCUUCUGAUGCAGAUAACUUCAACCUUGAGACCAGAGUGCAGCUUUUCCAUGCUUUUGAGGUGUGCAAGAUGCUGCUGCCAUGGAGUGACCAGAGCCCAGGUGCCAAAAGCUUGUGCACAUACAUCCCCAAAUUGCUGGUUCAGUCCCUGGCAGUGACCCAUCAUAAGUGCUUAAGAAGGUGUUUUUAUAGGGUCGCUCUCCUGAUGGUAAACAUCCACUGGCCGUUAGCUGGAAGCUGCGGUGGUGGAACAGCCAAACCCCUGUCGCCCAUGGUAACCCCUCAGCACAGCUGCUGUUCCCAGGGGUUUGCUUGCUGGCUCUUCCUGCUCCCCAGGUGCCUGCAGCUUGGAGCUCUGCCUGUGUGGAGGGGAGCUCAUCUGACACUCCUCGAAUUACCUGCGCUCCGGGGAUCAGAUUCCCUGGGCUGAGAGCUGGGGCAAUCUAUAAUUCAGCAGGGGCAGCUGCCAUUGUGGCCCCGAAAGCAGGGCAACAGGAUGCUGCGGAGAUCAGGCCGGCGAAGCAAGAAGGCAGGCGAGGAGGAGGAGGAGAAGCCCAUGGAGAACGGGGUGUCCCCGGAGCAGGGGGCCACGGAGGCCCCGCCUGAAGUGGGGAAAGCUGGGGAUGGUGCCCCCGCUGCCUUCUCGCAGCCAUCCCCGCGGAUCCGGCCCAGGCUGGUCUUCCACACACAGCUGGCCCACGGCAGCCCCACGGGCAAGAUCGAGGGCUUCACCAAUGUGAAGGAGUUGUAUGCCAAAAUCGCUGAGGUCUUCGACAUCUCCCCCACUGAGAUCCUCUUCUGCACCCUCAACACCCACAAGGUGGACAUGCAGAAGCUGCUGGGGGGCCAGAUCGGCCUGGAGGAUUUCAUCUUCGCACAUGUGCGGGGCGAGACCAAGGAGGUGGAAGUGACCAAGACGGAGGAUGCACUGGGGCUGACCAUCACCGACAACGGGGCGGGCUACGCUUUCAUCAAGAGGAUCAAGGACGGGAGCGUCAUGAACUGUGUCCAGACUGUGUGCGUGGGCGACAGCAUCGAGGCCAUCAACGACCAGAGCAUCGUGGGCUGCCGCCACUAUGAUGUUGCCAAGAUGCUGCGGGACCUACCCAGGGCCCAGCCCUUCACCCUGCGGCUGGUGCAGCCCAAAAGGGCCUUUGAUAUGAUCGGGCAGAGGACCAAGAGCAGCAAGUGCCCAGGCGAGGGCAAGGUGGCGAGUGGCAAGGAGACCCUGCGGCUGCGUGCCCGGGGCACCGCCAGACUGGAGGAUGUGCCCAGCGCCUGGGAGAAGGAGGCUGCCCGGAGGGUGGACGACCUGCUGGAGAGCUACAUGGGCAUCCGGGAUGUGGAGCUGGCCUCAACCAUGGUGGAGGUGGCCCGGGAGUGCCUGAGCCCCGCGGAGUUUGCCAAGAGCCUGGACUCGGUGCUGGGCGAGUUCGCGUUCCCGGGCGAGUUCGUGGCCGAGGUCUGGGCAGCCAUCCAUGGAGCCCAGGGGGGCAGGAAAUAGGGGAGCGGGCAGAGCACUUGGCCUGUGACGUCUGCCCCCUGGCCAUGGGCUCCCUCCUGCCCCAGCGGCAGCCCCCCGUCUUCCUGCUCCGGAGGGGAGCCCUGCGGUGCCCGCACUGGCUGGCUGGGCCCAGCUCCUGCCCCAGAGAGGCCCCACGCCGAGCUGGGCAGGGACUGGCAAGGGCCCCUCCGGGAAACCCAGGGGAUCUGCCUCAGGCCCUGGUCAGAUGGGGUGGUGGGCCCGGGGCGGGAGCAGUCCCUGCAGGCCGGGGCUAGUCCAGGCCCUGGUGCCCAUCCUGGCUGUGAGCCCAAGUAAUGGCAGCUCCUCGGGGCCUUCCCUGGAGCCACUGCCCAUCGCUGCCUCCCUCCUCCGCUCUCCGCACAGCCGCCAGGGCUGGCGCUGAACCCAGGGGGCAGUUGGGGGAACCCUGGGGGGGGACGGGGACAGGCCAGGACUCAUGGGGGCACGUGGGGCUGGUGUGACUCUGACCGUUUCCUCGCCCUUUGCUCUGAUGACCCCCCCCCCCCCGCCAGCCAGCGGGUGAGAGGGGCGGAGGCCCGCUCUGGGGGCGAGGGAGACAGGGGGGCAAAGGGGCCUGGCUCUGGGGGCAGGGGCCCAUUGGGC